AUGAGCAACAGCUUGAUGGGAAACAUGCUUACCGAAGUGGUAAUGGAAAAAGCUAUUAGAGAUAAACUUAAAAUGUAAAUGGGCCAAUAGAAACCUCAAAAGGCUAAGGGUAUUGAAAUUAAAUCAAAAGAAAGAGUUAGAGAAGACUCUGACCUCGAAGAUGAUGAAUUCUUUGAUGAAGAAGCUGAAAAGAUAUUGAGCAGAAUGAAAGUUGAAAGAAUUGAUGAAUUCAAUAAAAAAAAUGCUAAAGUUGAACAAGAAAAAAGCGGAUUUGGCGAGUACAGAGAAAUCAAAGAAGAAGAAUUUUUAAACAGUGUAACCAAAAAUAAAUUCUCUGUUGUUCAUUUCUAUCAUAACGAUUUCGAAAGAUGCAAGAUUAUUGACAAGCACUUGAGACAAAUAGCUUACACCCACACUGAGUGCAAGUUCUUCUAUUUAAAUGCAGAAAAAGCUCCCUUCUUCAUCCAAAAAUUAGCAAUUAGAACUCUCCCUACUAUCGUAUGUUUUGUUGAUGGUGUCGCCAAGGAUAGAAUUGUAGGUUUUGGUGAAUUGGGUGCUAAGGAUGACUUCACCACUCUUGAACUCACAAGAAGAAUUGUUAAAUCAGGAGUAAUCAAGCCAUUAAAUAAAGAAGAAAAAGGAUUUAAUUUGAAUUUAGGUCAAAGAGGUGACUCCGAUUACUCAGACGAUGACUGA
Tetrahymena thermophila SB210 is the source of this 696-nucleotide messenger RNA. RefSeq names its product phosducin (Phd)-like, thioredoxin (TRX) domain protein. Gene Ontology annotation, cellular component: cytoplasm. NCBI's taxonomy places the organism in Eukaryota, Ciliophora, Oligohymenophorea, Hymenostomatida, Tetrahymenidae. The transcript is spliced from 2 exons. The record is from RefSeq and is a predicted model, not a curated record.